Camelina sativa (false flax) is the source of this 1221-nucleotide messenger RNA. The record is from RefSeq and is a predicted model, not a curated record. Lineage: Eukaryota; Viridiplantae; Streptophyta; Magnoliopsida; Brassicales; Brassicaceae.
AUGAAAUCGCGGCGGCUGAACGUCUCGGAGGAUCCUCGAACCAUCCUUGGAAAGCACUCACGAGUACCUACUUCAAACUCAACUAAUGCUCUAGAAAACUCAGAAGUACCGGUCCCAAUUGAUGUCAUGAUGGACAUAUUCUCUAGAUUAUCGGCAAAAUCUAUAGCCAGAUGUAGCUGCGUAUCGAAGCUCUGGUUUUCCAUACUUAGACUUCCCUAUUUCACCGAGUUGUGCCUGACCAAAUCUUCUGCUCGACCGAAGCUAUUGUUCGCUUGCGUGAGACACAGAGAGCUGAUCGUCUUCCUGACACCUCAGCCUCAACAUUCAUAUGAGAGAUCGUCUCGUUUAGCUGCCACUUUUCAUAUGAAAAUUCCCUGCGGUGAUUUUUGUGAUAUUAUUAGUCCUAUCCAUGGCCUUGUCUUUGUUCGAGAUGUGCAGAAGUUCAAGUUGGUCUCGGUGAUAUGUAACCCUACCACCAGACAAACCUUAACUUUACCGAAACCAAAGACAAAGAAGAGGUUAUAUAUAAGUAGCUAUUUUGGGUAUGAUCCGAUGGAGAAACAAUUCAAGGUACUUUUAAUGACCGAAAGAGAUGGGAUUUCUGAUGAGCAUCAAGUUCUAACAUUAUUAGGAACUAAGAAACUUUCAUGGAGCAUGAUCGAAUGUUGCAUACCUCAUUUUCCUAGAUUUGAUGGGAUAUGCAUUAAUGGUGUUUUGUAUUACCGAGCUUCUGUCGACAUAUAUUCAAAUAUGUCUAUGAUAGUUUGCUUUGAUGUUAAGUCAGAGACGUUCAGCUUUAUCAAAGUUAUGGAACCUUUCAUCAAUGCAGUGGCUAGUGGAGCAACUCUGAUUAACUACAAUGGUAAAUUGGGUUCAGUUCUGUCGGAAGGGCGUCCUUACAUUUGUGGAAGAGAUAGACGGUUUGAGAUGUGGAUACUAAAAGACUCUGAUAAACACGAAUGGUCCAAGUUUGUUUACGAAAUGCCUCCUCGGUGGCAGCAUAUAAGCGAACGUAAAGUUUUUCGUUUUAUUGGGGUCAUUGGUACUACAAAUGAAAUUGUGUUGUCGUCGAGUCGUCCGCCCGACCGUUGCUAUGUUUUAUACUACAGUUUGGAGAGGAAAACUAUCAUCAGAGUAGUUGAAAUCCAAGGGAUGGGAGCGAUUAAGAGAAAUGGGGUUAUUAUGUUUUUAGACCAUGUAGAGGACGUGAGACUUACGUAA